Naumovozyma dairenensis CBS 421 is the source of this 2094-nucleotide messenger RNA. It is a transcript of the gene VPS33, whose product is annotated as tethering complex ATP-binding subunit VPS33. Gene Ontology annotation, cellular component: CORVET complex; fungal-type vacuole. NCBI's taxonomy places the organism in Eukaryota, Fungi, Ascomycota, Saccharomycetes, Saccharomycetales, Saccharomycetaceae. The record is from RefSeq and is a predicted model, not a curated record. Gene Ontology annotation, biological process: vesicle-mediated transport; intracellular protein transport. The transcript has a single exon. Bases 1 to 2094 code for a protein of 697 amino acids.
AUGAAUUUGGUGUGGAAUACAAGAAAAUUUGCUAAGAUUUCACGAAAUAAUCUCUGCAAAACCCUAAAUGAUAUAGGUGGAAAUGAUCAGAUACUGGUAGUCCAACCAAAUGUACGACCUUACUUGAAUAGGUUGAUGACCUUUAGCCAGUUGACUGAAAUGACGAAUGUAUCUAAAAUUGCUAUAUUAGAUGAUCUAUGCUUCGAUGCAUUACAAAAUAUUCAAUCAAGUAUGUCGGAAAUAUCAAUUAUCUUUCUAAUCGAUGUUAGAGUAGAUCUUGUUAUUCCAACUCAAUUAAAGAAGAUUGUACGCAAUUUAUCAUUAUCUCAACUCCAUAUUAUUCAUUGUGAUUGGAAAUCACAACGAACUUCUGGCCCGAUGAUUGACGAUAAGUAUGCUGAGCAAAUGAUAACGGAUCAAUUGAACCAAGAUGAAGCAGGGAGUGUUAUAAAUUAUGUCGAAUCCCAACUGCAUCAAUGUUUAAAAGAGAUUUCCAAUAAACCUAAACUAAAUUUGUUUUCGUGGGGAGUAUUGCCAUUCCCAACGAUUGAUGAUAAUGUUCUCAUUAACGGCAUACUAUAUAAUAGCGAUAAUGAUAAUAUGUAUUUCCCUAGAUCAUAUUCAAUGGAAUCAGCAACUAGAAGUAUAUUACUUGAUAACAUGGUAUCAUGUUUACAUUCAUUACUUCAAGAAACCUCCACUAUUAUUACGAAUUAUGUUGCGAUUGGGAAUGAAUCCAAAAAAUACGUGGAAUUAUUGCAUGAUAGGAUAAUUUCAACACGUACAAAUGAAGAUAUUUUCAUUGAAGAAACCCUUUUUGGAGGGAAAUUCCAAAAUGAGGAUUUGGAAACUGAUUUGAUAGUUAUUGAGAGGGAUACUGAUCCAAUUACAGUUUUAUUAACCCAAUUGACAUAUGGUGGUAUUCUAGAUGAUUUAUAUACUCUUACACCAUAUGGAAGCUUACAAGAUAAAGAAGAUGAUAUUCUCUUCGACCAUGGGGAGGAUGAUAUUUGGGAAGACUUGAAGUUUUUGAAUUUUGGUGCAGCGGGUCCUGAAUUAAGUAAGAUAGCCAAAUCUUUACAAACUAAAUAUGAUGCUCGACAUAAUGCAGAUACUGUAGGAGAAAUUAAGCAAUUCGUUGAUUCCUUAGGGUCACUACAAGCAAGGCAAAAGUUAUUAAAUUUGCAUACAACUUUGUCCAGCGAUGUUCUUGAAGAAGUGGAAGAAAAUGAAUCCCUACAGUUUAAUAGAAUUUUAGAAAUGGAACAAGAUUUUCUUUUAAAUAAUCUUGACAAUAAAGCCUGUUGUGAAAGUAUAUUAGAUUUAAUUUAUGAAGGUGACGUUAGCUCUACCAAAAUAAUAAGAUUGGUCUGUCUAUUCUCGCUGCUGAAGGUAUCUUGUCGAGAUAAGGAUUUUGAGACUUUCAAAAAGGAACUGAUUGAUACUUUUGGUAUUGAGAUUUGUUUCACAUUAGAAAGACUGACAAAAGCAGGGUAUUUCAUUAGUAAAAGUCUGGAUGACUCAAAAAAUCCGACCAUGGAAUCAAAUUCAAAAAUAAGGAAAGAGUUUCGUUAUUUAUCAAGUUGGCUAGACAUGUUACCCACAGAAGAAGAUAUUCAACCGAGUAGUUCAACCCAUAUUCCAGGGGGAUUCAAACCAGAGGAACCAACUUUUGCCUAUUGUGGUGUAGUUCCUUUGACGACACGGUUGAUACAAUUACUAUAUGAUAGAUCUAUCCUGAGCAAAAAUUAUUUAUCACAACAGCCUUUUAUUAUAUCCAAAGAACCUAACGUUUCUCAAACUGAAGAACUAUUUGAACAAUUGUAUGGUGAUUCCAAAAUAAUUCGAAGUGGUACUUGGAUAGCAAAGGCCAAGGGUUCUAGUGUUACUAAACCAACCAAUAGCAAGAAAGAAAUGAAAAAGUAUCCAGACGUUGUUAUUGUGGUGUUUUUGGGUGGUGUUACCGUUGGUGAAAUUGCAACUUUGAAUCAUUUACAAUCUCAAUUGGAGGCUAAAGGUGUUAAAAAGAGAUUUAUAAUAUUAUGUGAUGAUCUGAUAAAUGGUAACAAACUAAUUAAUAGUCUCCAGCCGUGA